AUGGCCACUGUUGCUGCAAACUCGACGCUCACAACAACAACUGCUUUUCCUGCAGAGGAAUUGGAAGUUCCCCAGCUCUAUCUCGCCGCAUGGAAAUUCGACGAAGUUUCAGUCUACAUCUCCAUCACUCUGUUCAUCUUAGCCGUUGUGCUCUUGAAAAUUGCUUAUCAUAAGCUGCCAUGGGUUGCCAGCUACUUGCCCGAAUCCCUUCUACUAAUUGUAAUGGGUCUUAUAUUCGGUUCCAUCAUUCACUUCAUCCCGAAUGCUUCAGCCCUUCGUCUCACACCCAAUCUCUUCUUCAACAUCCUUCUCCCACCGAUCGUACUUGAAUCGGCAUACAGCCUCUAUAACAAAACAUUUGCCGAGUUGCUCGGCCCAAUCCUUCUGUUCGCUGUUGUUGGUACCGUCCUAAACUUUCUACUGAUCGGAUUUGGUCUGUUGGCAGUUGAUCUGGCUGUCGGACUUGGCGAACCAUACCUAGGUCUUAGUAUUAAGGAGUAUUUGCUCUUCGCUUCACUAAUUGUGGCCGUCGAUCCAGUCGCAGUUCUAGCC
Dibothriocephalus latus is the source of this 552-nucleotide messenger RNA. The record is from the annotation of a GenBank genome assembly. NCBI's taxonomy places the organism in Eukaryota, Metazoa, Platyhelminthes, Cestoda, Diphyllobothriidea, Diphyllobothriidae.